AAGGAGUCUCCGGGUUUGAACUAACGUCAGAGUGCCCGGAUUUGCUGUGUCUGGUUUUCAGCUGAAGAAUCUUAACUACUAAGUUAUCAAGAAAAAAAAUAAAAACUGGAAACUAAUCCGGUAAACAUAAUUUUGCUAAGAGUCAGAAAUGGAACGAUUUGUAGUAACAGCACCACCAGCCCGAAAUAGAUCUAAGACUGCUUUGUAUGUGACACCCCUGGAUCGAGUCACUGAGUUUGGAGGUGAGCUUCAUGAAGAUGGAGGAAAACUCUUCUGCACUUCUUGCAAUGUGGUUCUGAAUCAUGUUCGCAAGUCUGCCAUUAGUGACCACCUCAAGUCAAAGACUCAUACCAAGAGAAAGGCAGAAUUUGAAGAGCAGAAUGUGAGAAAGAAGCAGAGGCCCCUAACUGCAUCUCUUCAGUGCAACAGUACUGCACAAACAGAGAAAGUCAGUGUUAUCCAGGACUUUGUGAAAAUGUGCCUGGAAGCCAACAUCCCCCUUGAGAAAGCUGAUCAUCCAGCAGUUCGUGCUUUCCUGUCUCGCCAUGUGAAGAAUGGAGGCUCCAUACCUAAGUCAGACCAGCUGAGGAGAGCAUAUCUGCCUGAUGGAUAUGAGAAUGAAAAUCAGCUUCUCAACUCACAAGAUUGUUGACAAGGAGGUUAUCACCUUUGUGAUCAAGAUAAAUAAUGUUGAGUAUUAAAGUUAUGUGUUGAUUGUGUG
Messenger RNA from Perognathus longimembris pacificus (Pacific pocket mouse), 721 nucleotides. RefSeq names its product CGG triplet repeat binding protein 1 (gene Cggbp1). Gene Ontology annotation, molecular function: double-stranded DNA binding. Gene Ontology annotation, cellular component: nucleus. Gene Ontology annotation, biological process: regulation of transcription by RNA polymerase II. The record is from RefSeq and is a predicted model, not a curated record. The transcript is spliced from 2 exons. Bases 149 to 652 code for a protein of 167 amino acids. NCBI's taxonomy places the organism in Eukaryota, Metazoa, Chordata, Mammalia, Rodentia, Heteromyidae.